GGUUGCCACUAUUGGGAAUGAGAAUAUAUUUGCAUGGAAGAUCUAGUGUUUUCCUGUUAUUGCACACUUGGCAAGCUCGUAUGGAAUUUCACUUUGAAACUGCCAUGAACAUUCUUCCAAUGACCCCUUGAACACUAUUCGCUUUAGAGGGAUAAAGGCGUUUUACACAAUUGUUUAGCAAUUAAUUUAAUUUCCCACAUCCUAAUCCACUUCUCGAAGUGCUUCUUAUUACAGUUCAUUCUCUUCUCUCUUUAAUUAUUUAAUACGACAUCUAAACUAUCACAAGUUCAAAUGUAUAUUCGAUUCCUUUUCGUGCUUGUUCAAUUUCUGGGGUCUGCCACGUCUCGGCCAAAUGUCGUGGGACAAGGCUACAGACCAGCUGCAUUUCAAGGUCCUACAACUCCCAGAAAUGUUGAUACCUUCUUCACAUUAACUGCUGGUAUCAAUAGUCGGAAUGGUGACCUUUCAGGCAUAGCUCCGGCCAAUCCGCUUCAGAAGGGACACGAUUGGUACACUGAUUUAAUAGUUGAAGGAAAAACAUAUCCUGUUGUUAUCGAUACAGGCAGUAGCGAUACAUGGAUCGUGAAACCUAACUUCACAUGUUUAGACUAUGGUACUGGAGCACCAACUUCGCAAAGUGUUUGCUUAUUUGGCCCAGGGUAUCCCCCCGGCUCAGGCUUCAAGCGUAUCCCAAACCAACAUUUCAAUACUACAUAUGCAAGUGGGGAGAAUUUGAAGGGAACAUUUGGCUUUGUGGAUGUAACUUUGGGUGGUAUUUCCGUUAUUGCUCAAAUCGCAACUGUUGAUACAGCUGCUUGGCUUGGCGAUGGUACUACAAGUGGCUUAUUGGGUCUCGCAUAUCCGUCUAUCACCGCGGCAUUCAAUGGUACCACCUUUGAAAAUGACAAUGCGGAAACUCAACUUCCCUAUGACCCUAUAUUUACGACUAUGUACAAAAAGCAUCUCAUACCCCCUAUCUUCAGCCUCGCUUUGAGCAGGCCCUCAAAUCGCAUCGGCCAUGGCAAUGGAUAUCUAGCUUUAGGUGGCUUGCCUCCCAUUGCCUCCCAUGGAGCUUGGGCAGUGGCGCCAAUUCAGAUUGUCGCCAUCGGAGAAGGAUAUAUACAGGGGGCUCUUCCAUGGCCACAGCAUCAAGUCUACACACUCACACCAGACAAUUUCAUCUAUCCUGGUAGUCAACGUCAAAAAUGGAACCCCAAACACUGGUCCCCACUAUCCAUGCCCAGCAGCAGCUCCCAAGUUCAACUCUUCAUCGACUCAGGCACUACCCUCAUUUUCCUCCCUAAUACCAUCUCCUCCGCUCUCGCGGCACUAUACAAGCCGCCUGCCGUAUACAAUGCAGAUCUGUUUGCCUACUCUGUGCCAUGCAAUGCUAAGGUGCCGUAUUUUGCUGUCGUUAUUGGCGGCGUGUCGUUUCCUGUCGAUCCAAGGGAUAUGGUACAGGAUGAUAACACGGGUACGGGGAACUGCGUAGCGGGCGUGAGUGAUGGAGAUCCAUUUGACUUUUAUACGCUUGGAGAUGUGUUUUUGAAGAACGUGGUGGUUGUUUUUGAUGUGGGGGCUUCCCAGUUAAAAUUCAGGAGUAGAAAUUUCUAUUGACUUGUAUUGCUUGGUGACCUUUUGAUCAUGCUAUUAGUCGUCUUGCGGAAACGACGCAUGGGUCCAUAAUAUUCUGGAAUUUUUUUUUUGGAAUUGGUGGAUUUUAUAUCGCUCGUCCGAAAUUUUGGUCAGUCUUGGUUUUGCAUAGCACGUAAUCUUAUCAUAUGCCAUAUUAGUUCCUCGGAAGCUUUUUUUUUUGUACGGCUGCAAAAGUUCUAUUGACCCUCGUCGUCUGAAGUCAUGUUUCUUGUCAAAUUUUGUCUGUCUCAGUAACACUACUUCAUCAGACAAGACGUCUUUGAUUGUACGUCUUCAUAAUCUAGUAGCUUUCCAUCUGAACUUCUGAUCCGCCAAGUUUGUCUUCAGUUGUACCGCAACUAUUCAUCUUUUUGUUCAAAAUUUUCUGAUUGUGCUUCAGCAAGAAUGUCGGACGGCUUUAUUUGUAGUAUUGUAAUGUUUGAAUGCUAGGCGUUCGGCUGUGUAUAACCAGUAGCUGUCUUUGUUGAAUUAUACGAUAUUUUGGGAUACAGAUUACCACUUUCCUAGGAAGAAUGCCCGCUAGUACCGAGUGGAAAAGAACGUUUCCCCCUCAUACUCUAUUGAUUUGUGACUAGAAGAAUGUCCGCAGAUGCCCAAUGUCUUCUGAACAUGUAUGUAUCUUUAUUUAGCUCUCUAGCUCUGCUUCACUGUAGGCUUCUGUGAUGAUACAUGACUGCUUCACACACAUAUAUAUGUAUAUAUAUAUAUUUCUCUUUGGAAAGCUGGCCGAUUUAAAAGCUGACUUCAAAAACCCAGCCAGCAUGUUAAAUAAAAGUCCA
Botrytis cinerea B05.10 is the source of this 2435-nucleotide messenger RNA. It is a transcript of the gene Bcap7, whose product is annotated as Bcap7. Lineage: Eukaryota; Fungi; Ascomycota; Leotiomycetes; Helotiales; Sclerotiniaceae. The record is from RefSeq and is a predicted model, not a curated record. The coding region runs from base 292 to 1617 and encodes 441 amino acids. Gene Ontology annotation, molecular function: aspartic-type endopeptidase activity. Gene Ontology annotation, cellular component: fungal-type vacuole. The transcript is spliced from 6 exons. Gene Ontology annotation, biological process: proteolysis.